UCUUAUGGAUUGAGUGUACAGUAAUUUGGUACUGGGGGACUCUUCGUUUUCUACUUUUCUUUUCUUUUGCUCUCUCAAAAUCAUCAAUUUUUAUGUUUCAGCUUCUUCUCUUUCUCAUCGAACUGAAAAGUCGAGACUCUUUGCAUUCACUGAAGCCCCUCCAAGCUUUGCAUUGAACUCGUUGGUGUUCACUGAUCACGGCAACGACAUUUACAUUUCUGUCUCCGAGACCUAAAAAGUGUUAAGUCUUUGGUUUCGCCUCUGUCUACAAAAGGAGCAUUGUAAGAUGGAUCUCUUAAGCAGUUUACCAGACGAGGUUCUUUGUCAUAUACUGUCCUUCUUUACAACAAAGGAGGCUGCGUUGACAUCGGUUCUCUCAAAGAGGUGGCGAAAUCUGUUUGCACUUGUCCUUAAUCUUGACAUUGAUGACUCUACGUUUCUGUAUCCGGAAGAGGGUAAGCGGAAAAGAGAAGGAGUUCUGCAGAGCUUCAUGGAUUUUGUGGAUAGGGUAUUGGCAUUGCAGGGUAAUUCUCACAUCAAGAAAUUUUCCGUGAUGUGUGGGACUGGUGUUGAACCAGGUCAUGUGAGUCGUUGGAUAUGUAAUGUCCAGCAGCGUGGUGUUUCCGAGCUUGAUCUUACCAUCUGUUUUGGAUAUAAUUAUUUUCUGCCUCCACAAGUGUUCAUCAGCAAGACACUAGUUGAGCUUAUACUGAUGAGUGAAAUUAGAAUUGACGGGUUGGUGGAGGGCGGAGUAUUCUUACCGGUGCUUAAAACUCUCCUUCUUGAGUUGGUUGAGUUUCGUCCUGAUCAGUUUCAGAUGCUUCUUCGUGGUUGCCCUGUGGUUGAGAGAUUGGAACUGGUUUAUGUUGAGUGGGUUCCUUGGGAUGAGACUGUCUCAAGUGAAAGCCUUAAGUUCCUCAAAAUUAAGUAUCAGAGUUCUUUUAGAAGCUUUUCUUUUGAUACACCAAAUCUUGUUGCCCUAGAUUACUCUGAAUAUGUCGCGGGGGACUAUCCAGUAGUUAAUUUGGAGAACUUAGUUAUUGCUAGAAUCAACCUUUUAGUAACUGCAGAUCAGAUUAAGCGAGCAAGAGAACCAGAUAAUGAUUUGUUAGAAGAUCAUGAGGAAGAUGUUGUUCUCCGAUUAGGUAAUGCGAAGAAGCUCAUGAGUGGCAUACGAAAUGUGACGAAGCUUUUCUUGUCUCCUACUACUCUUGAGGUGCUUUCUCUGUGCUGCGUGGCGAUGCCAUUGUUCAACAACCUCACUUUCUUAGCUAUUUUGAGUCAUGUGGAUCUCGGAUGGCAAGCAAUGCCAGUUCUCUUAAAGAACUGUCCACACAUGGAAACUCUAGUCCUUUGGGGUCUCUUACACUGUGAGACAGAUAAAUGCGGGGAUGCUUGUGACUGCAUUUCUCGGGAGGACAAAGGUCGUUCGCUCAUAUCUUGUCCAGUGGAGAAGUUACAUAUUAAAAGGUUUCGAGGAACAACUCGAGAGUUAAAGAUGAUAAAGCAUUUCCUAUACUCAUUUCCGUGUUUGAAGAAGAUGGAGAUACAUGCCGAAGAGAAUGGUCCUACAACCUUUGAACUCCCUGGAAUGUAUGAACAUGUCGUGGAGCAAAUGAUACUCUAUAACGAGUUGUCAAGUUGUGAUGUCCAGUUCAUGGUGUGUGAUUCCUUGUACAGGAAGUGGACGACUGCGCAGUGAAGUCAUCAAGUAACAAAACUUGCUCUUUGUUUUACCAAAGUUGUUCUCUUUGACGUUAUGUUUAAUGUGUUGUAGCGUGGUGUUUCUGUAGUUGAGGCUCGAAUCAUCCUAUGUAUUAUUAACUGAAUGAUCAAUUUGGGCGAGUAAGAGCAACAAUUUGUUCAGUUUA
This is a messenger RNA of Camelina sativa (false flax), 1871 nucleotides long. NCBI's taxonomy places the organism in Eukaryota, Viridiplantae, Streptophyta, Magnoliopsida, Brassicales, Brassicaceae. The record is from RefSeq and is a predicted model, not a curated record.